GAAUCGGUUAUUGGUGGCCGAAAAUAACCAGAGCAACUUUCCGAAGGCGUGUACUUCCUCCAUCGAGAUGACUUCCUCUCAUGACUGCUUUCGCGUUGUAUUCUGGGUACCCUCCAUCGGUGUCCACUUUGACUUUGGUUUGGUGAAGGGGGUUUGCGAGUGUGACGGUCUGAGCUACUGCAAAUCUAGUCAGUCAGCAUGGGUGCGACCAUGACCAGUCCCGCAGCGACAGUUAAGGCUGAAGCAGUGAUGGUCCCCCAGUUUGGCGUUUCUCCACCCCAGGGCUGUCCAAUGCACCAAGAACCAAAACAAGCGGCUCCACCACCAGAAUGUCCCAUGCAUCAGGCGACCACUUCUAGUCCUACCCCUGCUGAAAUGACAACUCCCAAUCCUGGUCCGGCACAUCAGGAGAGAGCCUACGAGUUUGUUGAGUGCCCAAUGAAGGCAACAUCUGGACCCCGCCAAGGACUCGGUGACAUUGACCCUACCAACAUGAUGCCCCCACCAAACCAGAAACCAGCACCAGAUCAGCCUUUCCCUCUGAACGUUGUCAGGGAGGAGUCCAACAUCCCUCGAGCCGGGAGCGGCAAGAACUGGGUCUACCCCUCUGAGCAGAUGUUCUGGAAUGCCAUGCUGAGGAAAGGAUGGCGCUGGAAGGACGAUGAACUCGCUCCCCAGGACAUGAGCAACAUCAUUAAGAUCCACAAUCAAAACAAUGAGCAGGCAUGGCAGGAGAUUCUGAAGUGGGAAGCGCUGCAUGCAAAGGAAUGCCCUUGCGGACCCUCUCUGGUUCGCUUCGGAGGAAAAGCCAAAGAGUUCUCUCCGAGGGCACGCUUUCGCCACUGGAUGGGGUACGAGUUGCCUUUCGACAGACACGACUGGAUUGUCAACCGCUGCGGACAGGAAGUGCGAUACGUGAUCGACUAUUACGACGGGGGCGAGGUGGACAAGGAGACCUAUCAGUUCACCAUCCUGGACGUCCGCCCGGCCUUUGACACUCUCGGCGCCGUGUGGGACCGCAUGAGGGUGGCGUGGUGGCGCUGGACCUCCUAAGUGUAGAUCGAAGUAAGCUCUCUGCUGUCCAAUCUUGAGAUGUGAAAGCCGAUAUUGAACCCCCCCAACAGGACAUGAAUCUAAAGGGUCGGCGAUGGUCGUUUCCAGGCAAACACACUGGUGGCUUUAAUUCUCGAUCCUAGGAAAAUGCAACUGGACGCAAAGACAUUUUUCAACCUGCCUAUACCACUGGAAGGGGAUGAGAAAGUGCAGAUUUUAUUCUCAUCUUCUGUCCCUCUGUUAUGGAGUCAUGUCUGCACUGUGUGCUGUGUUAAAAUGGGAAGGUGUAGCAUUCAUUUCCACUUCAUUUAUGUAGGUUCAUUUCAUUGAACCUACAUAAAUUCAUUCAUUCAUUUAAAGCUGACGUGUCAUCAAAUAGCUAAAGAAAUAUGCUUUGCUUAGUCACAGACUUUUAUAGUAUUAAGCUUCUAAUGUUAUUGUCAUAAUAAGAGAAAUCUUCCCAAUGGCUGUUAUUUAUUGCUUGCUACAACAUGUAAUUUUUAAUGAAAAUGUUUGAACUGUAGCAGGUGUCAUUCAGUUCAGAAAUUAACAGUGAGUUUCAGGUGAAACAUCUAUCAGUUGGUUAAUGGUUUAUUCUGAAAUAAGUAGUGAAUAAAUGUGCAUUUUUGAAUGUUUUUGGGCCCAAUAAAUGUUACUAUAAUUGGAAAAGAGCAGUAAGGGGUCUUGCACACUGCACUUAUAAAGUGGCGGUAUGUGUAGCGCUGAUUGACUGUUUUUCGAGUCCAAUAAAAGUCUUUUCUUCUUUUGUAGAA
This is a messenger RNA of Anguilla rostrata (American eel), 1826 nucleotides long. RefSeq names its product holocytochrome c-type synthase. The record is from RefSeq and is a predicted model, not a curated record. Gene Ontology annotation, molecular function: holocytochrome-c synthase activity. Gene Ontology annotation, cellular component: mitochondrion. The transcript is spliced from 7 exons. Gene Ontology annotation, biological process: cytochrome c-heme linkage. NCBI's taxonomy places the organism in Eukaryota, Metazoa, Chordata, Actinopteri, Anguilliformes, Anguillidae. Bases 199 to 1053 code for a protein of 284 amino acids.